GCUCAUGCUUUAUUUAUUUUGCUUUCUCUCCUCAUUUGCAAUUUAUUUUGCUUUUCUGUCAUAAUUCGCACGUUGGAACUGACCACCAAAGAUUAGCACAUUACGGCAGUUUUAUGGAGUACCAAGAAACGCGAGCCAAAAAGCUUUUGUUCAAAGGCGAGAAAUGCACCGUGCGGCGCGGUAAAGUCGACAAAGCCAAACACAAGCACAAGUCCAAGACAAAGCCAAAGAAUCAACACCACAGUGACACCAAUGCAGACGGAGACCGCGAUACGUCCGACGGCUGGGUCCCUGUGAUGACAUCGAGCGAUUUAGAUGGACCACUUGCGUUCUUUUUUCGGGACGAGCUGGUUUACGUUCUAUCGUUGCCGCCGCAAGAGGAGACGCAGGCUCAGGCGAUUUCAGAAGUUGGCUCGAUGCCGCCAGUUUUUCUCAUCCUUGAAAAUACAUCGCUCAUGGAGGCCGAGCCGUCGAGGAUCGAGCAAGUCUUUGUCGGUCGCAAGUCUGUACCGGCGACGGAGCCGACCGACCCUGAGGCCAGGAUGCAUUCGUUCAAAUCGUACACGGGCACAUAUCUCUCGGCAGACAGACACGGGAAUGUCGAAUGCAAGGCUGUGGCGAUCGGCCCUCUCGAAAUGUGGACGCCUGUUCUGCUGCCAGAGAGAGGAGACGGCGCUAUCGCGCUGACGAUCCGUCCGCCUGGGUCCAGCGAGGAUUGCUUUUUGAGUGUUGAGACAUACAAAACCACUGGACGCCAGUUGCAGGUGCACGCCGGUGCAUCGUCCAUCGGGUUCUGCCAGGUGUUUACCGCCAAAUGUCAGGCCACGCUUCGCAAAAAGCGCAUCGUUAGUUCUAGCCCUGGGAUCGACAAUGACAUUUACUCUCCGUCUGCAAACAGUACAAAGUCGAGUAAAAGCCAUACCGAGAUUCUUCUCGACAGGCGGGAAAAAUCAAAGUCGGAUCGGUACUGCAAAUGAAAAGAGUAUUCCAUGUUUACAUUAUCCCCUGCGUCGUGGCUUCCAGCGUACACACUCACCACAACCAAAGCGUAUUUCUUUACAUACAUCCGAUGCACUGUAUAUGUGUAUACCAUACUCGGCAUAUCGCUUCAACCUUUGUAUAAAAUAAUUAUUUUUUCACUGCUGAAAAUCGUCAAGUACUAA
This is a messenger RNA of Kickxella alabastrina, 1163 nucleotides long. RefSeq lists its product as uncharacterized. The record is from RefSeq and is a predicted model, not a curated record. Bases 114 to 977 code for a protein of 287 amino acids. Gene Ontology annotation, cellular component: nucleolus; catalytic step 2 spliceosome; striated muscle dense body. The transcript has a single exon. Gene Ontology annotation, molecular function: actin filament binding. NCBI's taxonomy places the organism in Eukaryota, Fungi, Kickxellomycota, Kickxellomycetes, Kickxellales, Kickxellaceae.